Messenger RNA from Mizuhopecten yessoensis (Yesso scallop), 1597 nucleotides. RefSeq lists its product as uncharacterized. Bases 181 to 636 code for a protein of 151 amino acids. Gene Ontology annotation, molecular function: calcium ion binding. The transcript is spliced from 3 exons. NCBI's taxonomy places the organism in Eukaryota, Metazoa, Mollusca, Bivalvia, Pectinida, Pectinidae. The record is from RefSeq and is a predicted model, not a curated record.
UCACCACAGCUUUACUAUGCCCAUGCGUGGUACCUUAGUUGACGUAUACUGAGUGCGGACUCUGUUUCGCUUGUCAUCCUCAGAAAUACCUUGGCAAUAUUGUAGUAAACAGGGGAACAGUUUGAUUAGCUGAAACGAGGAUUAUUGUAAACUUACCUGUAAGACAGGUGCAAAUAUAUAAUGGCGGGACGAAAGUUACCAAAAGAAGCCCAGGCAGUGUUCAAUAAAUACACACAUAACUACGUGAUGAGGUUAAAGAAACCGGAAGCAGUAAAAAUGUUUGUAACCGAUUACAAGCUUUCAGAUGACCACGCCAGUCUCAUGUUCGACAUAUUCGAUAUUGAUAAGAACGGAGAACUCAGUAUCUGGGAAUACCAACAGUUCUAUGCCACACUCGGAACUAGCGUGCAUGAGGUCAUCGGACUCUUCAACAAAGUGCAAAGGUCAGAUGGUUCUGGUAACGUGGACAUGGAUCGCACCUGGGAAGAAAUGAAAGAGGUGAAGACUAUGUCCGGUCGUGUACUUACUGACCCCGAAUUAGAACAAUUCCUCAGGAAUGGUGCAAACGAGAAUAAAGAAAUAGACAUUAGACGAUUUAUCAACGUCAUGGUCAGGAUCAAAACUUUCCGAGGGUAAACGACGCCAGAUAAGACCAUUUAAAGGAAGUGUAUGAGGCUAGCUACCAUUUCAGUUAAGAUCAAGUGAGGAAAUGAUGACACGAUUUCGUAAUGUUGUGUAUCAUAACAGGUUACCUGUUCGGUUACGAUGUACCAAGUUUAAGACAAUAUUUCAUUCCAGCGUUCGUCUUUUUCCGUACUACACUCGUUAUUUUCCGGACAAUGUCACAUGGUCUUCCGGAUGAGCACGAUAUAUUAUGACGUUGACAAAUCCGUGUAAAAUGUAUUGUUGCUUAGUUACAAAGCCAGUGUUGUUGUGUCUUACUUGUAAAAUCAUUAUUUGACAUGAAUAGUUUAAAAUAAGUAUUUGGAUAUAUGAACUGUUUGUAUUAGAGAGAUGAAGAGUUUAGUUGUCCGGGGACGAUUAACGUUUUUCAGUAAUAGUUACAUACUUACUUAUUUAUUCUUCGUUCUUUCAGCAUUUUCUUUUUUAAAUGUCACUCAUAUUGUGCUAAUUUAUUUUAAAUCAUAAGAUUGAUCCCAAUAUGCACUGCCAUGUCAUUGAGAGAGAGAUAGAGUAUGGAUCAUCGUUGACUUUGUGAAAUAGCUCGUCUUUGGUUGAUGUAUCGCAUAGCAUAUAGGCCUUAAGAUUCACCGAGUUAUCUCCCUUUAACUUUCUUUUUCAAAGCAAUGAAAAUGAAACCUUAUAAACCUACCCAGAGUUAUCCCCCUUCGUUUAAACGAUAAGGUGAAUGACUUUACAAUACCUUUAUGCUAAUAAAUCCUUAUUCAGUUGAGUUUUUUUUUAUCAAUAAGUCAUGCUCAUUGUUCAUAUGGAGAUUGAAGUGACGAGCGACAUAUAUAACUCGUCAUUUCUGUCACAAUAACUAGUAUAUUAUAUUACUUAUCGGUGUAUAUGUUCUACGGAAACUGUUACAUUAUACAAUAUGUUGUCGAUCAAAUAAACAAAAAAUUUAGAA